AUGGUGCCAAGGGUUGUCGUAACCGAUGCGCGAGAGCGGGUGGCGAAUCCGGAGGCGCUGUGCGAGCUGCCCAUGGACCGCACGCGACUCCGCUCCCCUCGGUUGUCGUUCGCAGAGUUCGAUUGGACGGGACACGACAGCGCGAUGGCGCAGGCCGGAAGCGUCGAGGCGUGGGAGGCCGCAGCGAUUGCGGACGACUACGACUACGAAGCUGAAGGCGAGUGCGAGGAGCGCAUCUACGAGCGUGCUCGCCGGCUGACGUCCUACAUCGAGGCGCGGCCGGAGCAAACCCUCCUCCUCGUCUCGCAUGGCGGCUUCCUCAUGUAUCUCACCAAGGAUGAGUACAUGGACAACUGCGAAGUGCGCUCGUACACGGUGCAGGAUGGCAGGUGGAGGCGGAGCGAUGCGAUUCAUUAG
Molecule: messenger RNA, 417 nt
Organism: Emiliania huxleyi CCMP1516
Lineage: Eukaryota; Haptophyta; Isochrysidales; Noelaerhabdaceae
Exons: 1
Coding region: 1-417 (138 amino acids)
Source: RefSeq, a predicted model, not a curated record